Diaporthe amygdali is the source of this 675-nucleotide messenger RNA. RefSeq lists its product as uncharacterized. The record is from RefSeq and is a predicted model, not a curated record. Bases 1 to 675 code for a protein of 224 amino acids. Lineage: Eukaryota; Fungi; Ascomycota; Sordariomycetes; Diaporthales; Diaporthaceae. The transcript is spliced from 4 exons.
AUGGUGUCUAUCACACCACUCAUCGUUGCCGUCCUGGCUUGUAACCUGUCCAGCGCCUUUGGCGCUCCAAGCGCUUUGGCCCAGGCAAAUGGCAGGCAGUCAGCCCUUCCAUUCACGAGCGACGCUCGGCCAGCCAGCAACUUCUACUCCGGUCCUUGGUCGAGCUUCCCUGCCAUGAACACGUGGGUGGGCUUCGACAGCAUGUUCAAUUCCAACAAGCCCUCCAUGCUUGCGGCUGGAAGCACUCAGCAGGAUGUGAACCGCAUCUAUACCGCAAUCACCGGCGUCGCCAGCUCCUCCGGCAUCGACCCCCGAGUCCUUCUAGGCAUCAUGAUGGAGGAGAGCCACGGGGGCGUCGGAGUGGUGACGACCUGGAACGCGGACGGCCAGGCCACGGGCGGCCUGAUGCAAGCAAGCGGAUGCCACGGCUUCGACAGGCAGAACGAUCUCGCCCAGGCUGAUAUCACCUACAUGGUGGACUGCGGCACACAGCACUACAAGAGGAACCUGGUCGACUGGGGUGACCAGAACGCGCCGCAGUCCAUCUACCCUGCCCUGCGCGAGUAUAACUCAGGCAGCGUCAUCCCCUCGGACUUGAGCCUCGCUCCCAACGGCGCUGGCAAUUCCGCCUACGUGAGCCAAGUCGCACAGCGGUUCGUGGGCUGGGUCAACUGA